GUUGGUUACUCAUCUCAAGAGAACUGGCUACUAAUCUGAGGCAGUCGCUGUCGCCAAUUCCAGAGUGUGGCGGCCCUUAGCAUGAGAUCCCGUGUUAUUCUGUUCUGCUUGUGCGCCGUUGUAACUUCGGAGGUUCAGCCGCCAGCAAAGAUUUCGGUGGAAACGCCACACUGUCGAACAAAGCAGGGAUGUGACGAGCUAUGGGAGGUCCCGAAUCUCAGCAACUGCAUAGACAAUGUGUGUGUUUGUACCGGAGGCUCGCGGUUUGUGGAGAGCAAUAAGACCUGUGAGUGCCAGCUCGGACAAGUGGCCGGACGCACAGAAUGCCUUCCAGCUGCUACUGAACGGGGCGCCAGUUGUCGAGAAGACGUCCAGUGCAAACUUCUGGGGGAACUCGUCGUCUGCGAUGAAGGAGAAUGCCGUUGUGCGAGAGACGCUGUGAUUGUCGAUGGCGCGUGUUUCCAGAAGAAAUUUCCUUCUGAAUAUUGUGAUUCCGACGGGGAAUGUGAGCACAUCGGGAAAGCGUUCUGUCGACAGAACCUCUGCAGUUGUGACGAAGGACACGUCGCCAGCCCUGACAAGCAGGCCUGCCUUCCAAUACUGAAGGGCCUACACGAUCCGUGUGUGCAGGACAUUCAAUGUUCGGAGUCCUUUGGCCCAGGACGUCGCUGUCACACAAGAUGCGUCUGCAGAGACGAUUUCCACGAGGUGAACAACGAGUGUGUCGAGAAUAAAGGGCUGGGUGAACAGUGUUCAUCGCAUUCAGACUGCCACGUCGAGUCUGGAAUAGACGGCUCGGAGCUGACUUGCGUCGAAGGAAAAUGCGAUUUCGAGAAAGGACAGCGCAAGGAGUCGAACCCCGGCAGAAAUACUGGCGCUCAUAGCUGCUCGUCUUUCAUACUCUUCGUUACGGCUGUCAUGUUUGUAAGCCUGGACGCUUUUUUUUUACGUCGGUGACACAUAACCUCAAUUGACCAAGAAGAAUUUUUAUCCUGACCUCGACUUUAAAAUGUUUGUGAUUACUGUAUCGUCAUUUACCCAACUUUGUCUUCUCCUCUGUCCACUUUCCUCAUGUCCUCGUUCUUCUGCACGAUGACACAGCUUUGUUCUCGUGAAUAAACCGGAUGAUAUUUUUCGUUCUGUAUUUCGGGAAGUGACUUAAAAAUCGUAAUAUGUAUUCAUGUUCCGCGAAGAAGUUACAAACAAACUAUGUAAAAUAUAUCCACGUAAGUUAAUUGCUCAUUUUUCAAUACUAGAGCAGAGCGCUCCUUUCGGAGCUCCUCAGGGGGGUUGAUAAAGUUUUUAAUAC
Zootermopsis nevadensis is the source of this 1309-nucleotide messenger RNA. RefSeq names its product prion-like-(Q/N-rich) domain-bearing protein 25. Lineage: Eukaryota; Metazoa; Arthropoda; Insecta; Blattodea; Termopsidae. The record is from RefSeq and is a predicted model, not a curated record.